Nymphaea colorata (pocket water lily) is the source of this 1509-nucleotide messenger RNA. RefSeq names its product gibberellin 2-beta-dioxygenase 8-like. Gene Ontology annotation, molecular function: dioxygenase activity. The transcript is spliced from 5 exons. NCBI's taxonomy places the organism in Eukaryota, Viridiplantae, Streptophyta, Magnoliopsida, Nymphaeales, Nymphaeaceae. Bases 48 to 1361 code for a protein of 437 amino acids. The record is from RefSeq and is a predicted model, not a curated record.
UUAUCUCUCGUUCAUAUACUGAUUUUUCGGUUGCCGUUUCUUGACUAAUGUUCCGUUCCUUUGAUUCCAGAGUGCCAAAAGGAGAUUGUUGCGACUGGCAUCAAUCGGCGGAUCCAGUUGCAUCUUCGAAAUGUUUGAGCUUUGAAACUCUCUCUCUCUCUCUCUCUCUCUCUCACACACACACACACACACAGCACCCACACACAAUACCCACACACACAUAUUGGCUUUGUCUUUUCUCUCUCUCUCUUUUUUUUCUCAGCCUUUUGAGUUUAACCUGUUCAUCAUUUGGAGAAUUGCACUUUUGCAGCUGUUCCUGGCAAGCUGGGGCUUCGGCAGACCCCUAUCGUUCAUCAGAUCCGCACGAAAAGAAGCAGGAAUCAGAACCUCCACUGCAGAAGACAUACAAGACUCUAUUUGAGAAACAACACAAAACGGAACAUGACACCGUCGUUGAAGAGUGCGAACUGCCAUUGAUAGACCUUGAUCAACUGAAUACGGGAAGACGAGAACGCGACAAAUGCGUGAGAGCCAUGGCAAAGGCUUCAUCCGAGUGGGGUUUCUUUCAGGUUGUGAAUCAUGGCAUCUCAACUGAUCUUUUGAACAGGAUGAGCGGUGAACAGGCCAAAGUUUUUGGGCAACCAUUUGAAAAGAAGGUCAAGGAGAAGCUGCUGGAUUUCUCUUCAGAAACAUAUCGGUGGGGUGCACCAUCUGCCACCAAUCUGCAGCAACUAUCAUGGUCAGAAGCCUUCCAUAUUCCCCUGGCAAAUUGUUCAGACCCCAGCCAUCCAGAUAAGAGUACUCUAAGAAGAACCAUUAAUGAGUAUGCAGCAGCAGUGUCGGACCUGGCACAACAAUUGGCUCAACUGUUGACAGAGAGUUUGGGAUUCAGAACAAGUUACUUCGCACAGAAUUGCGGCCCAAGUUCAUGCUAUCUGCGACUCAAUAGAUACCCUCCAUGUCCACUGUCUUCUGAGGUCUUCGGGCUGAUAUCUCACACUGACAGUGACUUCCUCACAAUCUUGCACCAAGACCAAGUUGGGGGUCUGCAACUGAAGAAAGAUGGAAAGUGGAUCACUGUCAAGCCUAAUCAGAAGGCCCUCAUAGUUAACAUUGGCGACCUGUUUCAGGCAUGGAGCAACGAUGCUUAUAAAAGCGUGGAGCAUAGAGUAAUCGCUAACAAAAUAGUGGAGAGGUUCUCUGUGGCUUUCUUCCUUUGUCCCUCAUAUGAUACUGUCAUAGAGACAUGUAGAAGACCAGCUAUGUAUAAGAAGUUUACCUUUGGGGAGUUCAGACAGCAAGUGCAAGAAGAUGUUAGACGCACAGGUCACAAAAUUGGCCUUCCCAGAUUUCUUGUUUGAAAGUUCCUGCACUCCAUCGUGGUACGUACUUGGUGGCAAGAGUCAAGGCAAAAGUUACUAAAGGCUCUUUAUUAAAGAGUUCAUAUUGAGGUUGACGAACAUAACCAGUAUUACGUAUCAAAUGAGAUGACCUAAUGUUUGCGUUGCC